AAUAGUACACAAAUACAUUUUAAAAGGUCCUACAUAGAAGAUGAAAUGACAGUCCUUCCUUAAAUUUUUUUUUUCAAACAUUGUUAAAAUGUCUUUACUUGGUUAAAAUGAUAACUGUUGUUAUUUAUAUGCUCCUUAAAAAUUAAAUUGAAUUCCUUGGAGCCCCAUUGUCAGCAUGUCACUCCCACGGGAUGAUGUCACAGGUCUGCACCAGUACCACCCUCUGACAAGUAGUAGAAUCUAUAUGUAGGAAUGUUGAAGAUACCUCUUGCAGAGGCUCACAUAAGUUUGAGUGUACUCCAUGUGGAUCCUCUAAACUUUCUGUGAUAUUGGUGGAGGUGUAGUCAAAAGUUUCUUGCCCAAGGUACAUAUGCUGUGUAGUGUUUACCUUUGAAACCUGUUACAGGUGUGUCUCCAUUCAUGUCAUGGCAAGAAGGUUAUAAAGUUGGUUUAAGUGAAGGUAAUAAAAAAGGCUUUCUAGAAGGCUAUGGACUUGGAGCAAUAAAAGGCAUUGAGCUUGGAGCAGAGGUUGGAUUUUACACAGGAUAUGCAGCAAGUGUUUUAAAUAAGCACAGCUCAUCUGAAUCACGCAUUGCUAAAGUUUGUGAAGCAAUCUUAGAUCUUGGUAAAGAUUUUCUGAACCUUGACCCAACUAGUGAAGAGCUUUCUCUUAAUCUGAGUAAAAUAAAAGGAAAAUUCAAACAGCUGACCUCAUUGCUUGGUAUCCACAUUGAAUAUAACUCAACUGAAACAAACACUGACAAGAUCAUAACAUUUUGACCAAAAGUGAACAAAAAUCUGUUUCCCCACUUCUAGAAAAGAAACAGCUUUCAAUGUCUUGUGAACUGUAGUUGGUGCUUGAUGAAAGUAAUGGUCUUGGAGAUGUUAAGCAGAAAUUAGCUGUAAAAGAUGACCACUGAAAACUUCAUCCAAAAUGGACCUUAUCAAUACCAGUAGCAAGAAAAUCAAAAUCAAGUCUACCAAGAUUUGGGUCAUAGUAUAUUGUGCCAAAUUUUAGGCAAUGAUUUGAUCAGUUUUUUUUUUAUUUUUGUGCAUAUUUACUUAGUUAUUUUGUUAAUACUAUUUUUUUUUAAUCUUUAAAAAAAGUUAAAAGUUCUUAAAGUAUUGAGCUUAUACUGUCAUUGAAAACCAUAUCAAUCAUAGAUUUGGACUAGAUAAUUACAAAUAUAUUUAUAAAUGAAAGAUCCUUUUUAUGAAUCCUUGUUUUACUAAUUUUGUUCAAUAGCAUCUUCUAGUCUACUGUGCACUAUGAUUUAAGCUAAAUAGAUUAUUUAAGUUUAAUGUUAAGAGUUGAAAUGUAUAGAACGUUUUAAGCCAAUCAAUGCUAAUUGGAUAUUUUGAAAUGCCUAAUCAUUCUAUUAUAAAAUGUGGUUGACAAUCAUUUCACGAACUUUAAAUUUGUGAUAAAUUUUAAAUAGACUUCUUGAAUAAAAUAUAGGCAAUAAUAGUAUGAUCUUUAUUUAUGUUUUAUGUUCACAAUCAAAAUUUGUUACUAUAUCAUUAAGAUUUGUCCACCAAUGUUUAGUUUUUAAUUCAAAUUUGAGUAGAAAUCCUGACCUGAAUUUCAUGUCCCUUUGCAAUGUAAAUGGGAGACAUUCUAAUCACCAUAGAGAGUAAGUUUUAGACAGAAACUAAUUGGCAGCCUUUGUGAAUCAGUUUUACUCACACAUAAGAUUAAGUAUUUUAACUUCAUUCCAUACAAAUAAAAAAUUUAGUUGUUUUAGUUUCAACUUUUGCACUCACUAUUACCAGCAGUUAUGACAAUGAUAAAAAAUAAUUCAGUUAUCCUUUGAAAAACAGUCGACUCUAGCAAAGGUUUAUAAGAAAAGUAUACUGGUAGUCUAUAUUCUCAGUUUUACUUGGCUUCCUAACAAGAGACUUGAGUUUAAUUGUUCAGAAAAGAGAUUGGACCAGAGUGCACUGAGCAUAGUACACAAAGGCAAUGCAAAACAAGAAAAAAAAAAACAUUUAAAAAAAAAAAAAGCUUAUACAAAGUGUAAUUGUUUCAAUUAGUUUGGAUCUGUCAUGUAAUUAAAUUUGUACUAGAUCUAGACCAACAAUAAAUCUGUGCGGUUAAUAUUUUUACCAAUUAUUUUUGUUUAGCGUUAUUUCAUGCUUUUAGAUUUCUCAAUAGGCAUAUCACUAUCACUUAUCUGGACCAGUUGGGAAAAUUGGGAGGGGUGAAAGAAAGGAAAGGAUAUUUGGGUAGAUUUUACCAUAAUUGGUUUUUAAAAGCAUUUAUAAUUUUAAAAAAAAAAGGGGGGGGGGGACAACUCUGCUAGUGAGGUACUUAUAACUGGGGAAGAUUGUAUUCUGUUUCAAAUUAGACGGGCGACCUAUAAAUGGGAUGGAUUCAGGUUAUACCACCACUUCAGUCGUGUACAAUUUCUUUUCAUUGUUCAAGAUACCAAACAAAAUUACUGAUAGUUAAUUAACUAAUUAGUUAAUUUUUUUAAAUUGAUUCUUGUGUUCUGAGGUAAAAGAAAUAAUUGUGCAAAAUCCGAGAUUAGGUGUCAGAAAAUAACAUUUACAAACUUUUACCAGACAAAGACAGACAGACAAGAGUUGAUAUAAGCUUUGAUAAAAUAAAAAAAAGAAAAGAACUUCAGAAAAGGUGAGUCUCCAGGGCUGUAUCUUGUAUUUUAGAAUGAUAUAAAUUAUACCAAGAUGAAAGCAUCUAGUGUCUAACCUUUUUCUUCCCUGUGACAGGAUGGGGGUCAAAUACAUUUCUGACAUGUGCCAUGGGUCCAUUACAAUCUGCUUUAUUAUCCACUGUGGGUAAAAGUUUGAAGGGGCCAGAUAACACUACUUAGUGUGCAUGUUAGAGUUAAUGCCUCGCUAAUCUAGAUAAUGGAGUUCCAAAUCUGAUCAAUAAUAAGUCUAAUUUUUACAACUAUGUUGAGCAUAUAUCUAGUAGCAGCCAAUAUGGAAUCAUCACAGUCAUGAAUUUUGAAGUUGGGGGUGGAUCCACAUAGACAAUGAAAGUUACAAUAGCCAGCGAUCUAACCAACCACAAUUACUUUUGUAGUAAGACUUUUACACUUACACCUUUGUGUGUUACGAAAAAAAUCAGAAUGGUGUAUUUAUGGAAGGUGGAACAUACACCUGGUUUGAAUAGUAGUUUUUUUUUAAGGUGAAAACCUUAAAUAGUAUGAAAAGAAUCCAAUUUAAUUUUUAUUAUAAAAUAAAUUGUGCCAAUUUCUAGAAAACAAAAAAAACUUAACAUUUUAUCCCAAUUUCUUGUAAAAAUACCUACUAAGAUUUUAUCCCACUUUUCUGAUGCACUGGAGUUCAUGUUAACCUACAAAACAAAAAACUCUAAAAGGCAAAGAAUAGUUAAAGAUGACAAAUUUUAAUAUUUUUAAGACAUCUAUUCACAUUAAACUUCACUAACUAUAUGUACAGUGGAGAAGGCAAGACAUAUUAUCAACAUAUAAAAAAAAAAAGAGAGACAAACAUUAAUCUACACUUAAAAAAAAAAAAAACAACUAUAAAAAUGGGAAAAUGA
Biomphalaria glabrata is the source of this 3529-nucleotide messenger RNA. RefSeq names its product protein LTO1 homolog. Bases 421 to 780 code for a protein of 119 amino acids. Lineage: Eukaryota; Metazoa; Mollusca; Gastropoda; Planorbidae. The transcript has 5 exons. The record is from RefSeq and is a predicted model, not a curated record.